Molecule: messenger RNA, 582 nt
Organism: Callorhinchus milii (elephant shark)
Lineage: Eukaryota; Metazoa; Chordata; Chondrichthyes; Chimaeriformes; Callorhinchidae
Gene: prxl2c
Product: peroxiredoxin like 2C
Source: RefSeq, a predicted model, not a curated record
AUGCCCAAGGCAGCUCAAGAUUGCUUACUCGAUGAUAGCCAUGGAAACAAAAUAGCUUUCCUAGCUUUGAAUGGGGAGAGGAAACCAAUCCUGGUUUUCGUCAGGCAUUUUCUGUGCUAUACCUGCAAAGAAUAAUAUGUGGAGGAUUUGGCAAAAGUCCCACAAAAAUAUCUAACGGAUGCUGGUGUCAGACUAAUAGUUAUUGGACAGUGCACUUAUCAUCAUAUUCAGAGUUUCUGUUCACAAAUGAGAUACAAUCAUAACAUUUAUGUCUAUCCAAGCAGACAGAUUUAUAAGGGACUGGGAAUGAAACAAGGAGAAAUAUUUCACCGAGAAGUUAGGAGUCUCCAUGUCAAAUCAAACUUUCUGAGCAUUUGGCGAGCCAUGAACAGCCCAGCAUUUGACUUUCAGGGUGACGCAGCUCAGCAAGGUGGAGCUUUGAUCGUAGGCCCCGGGGAGCGAGUUCACUUUGGUCAUCUAGAUAUGAAUAAGCUUGAUCACACACCCAUCAACUUCGUGCUGCAACUGGCCGGUGUAACAACAGUGGACUUCAGAGCUCAGGCACAAACCAUUGACCUUUGA